AUGCUGCUAGACGGUAGCAUUCAUUGCUAUGCAGACGACAGUACUGGUGAUACAAUAUACACCGGCCACAGCAAUAUUUCUCAGGACCGCGUCAUUGAGUGCCGGAACAACCUCGUGUCUUCAAUAGAAACCUCCUUAGAAGAGGUAUCUAACUGGGGCCGACGUAACUUAUUCCAAUUCAACCCCAAGAAGACACAGGUCUGCGCGUUCACCGCAAAAAAGCUUCCCUUUGUCGUAACUCCUCGUUUUCAGGGUAUUCCUCUCUCUGCCACAGCUAGCAUCGGUAUUCUUGGUCUCGAAAUCUCGAGUAGCGUACAGUUCUCCUGUCAUCUGGAAGGAAAGGCCAAAUUGGCCUCACAGAAACUUGGUGUGCUCUGUCGAGCGGAACAGUAUUUCACGUCGCACCACCGCCUUAUGCUUUAUAAGGCGCAAGUUAGGCCGCACAUGGAAUACUGCUCCCACAUCUGGGCCGGGGCACCCCAACAACACCUCCUUCCAUUUGACCGUAUUCAAAGGAGAGCAGUACGACUCGUUAACGAGCCAAAUCUUACCGAUCGGCUUGAUACUUUGGUGCUGCGAAGAGACGUCGCUUCACUGUGUGUUUUCUAUCGCAUCUACAAUGGGGAGUGCUCUGAGGAGCUGUUUGGAACAAUACCUGCCGCUGAGUUCCAUCACCGUACUGCACGCCACAAACUCAAAUACCACCCACACCACCUUGACUCCUGGCGAUCGACGACUGCGCGCUUCAAAAGAAGCUUCUUUCCGCGCACAACGAGUUUAUGGAACGAACUUCCUCAUGCGGUGUUUCCAAACGGUUACGACUUAGGGACCUUCAAGAAAAGAGCGUACUCCUACCUUAAAGGCCGGCAACGCACUAACAAUGUCCCCGGCAUUGCUGGUGCCUAUGGGCGACGCAGUACACUUAACAUCAGGUGACGCGUCUGCCCUGUUGCCUCCUCUUAUAUA
Colias croceus (clouded yellow) is the source of this 966-nucleotide messenger RNA. RefSeq lists its product as uncharacterized. The record is from RefSeq and is a predicted model, not a curated record. NCBI's taxonomy places the organism in Eukaryota, Metazoa, Arthropoda, Insecta, Lepidoptera, Pieridae. The transcript has a single exon. Bases 1 to 936 code for a protein of 311 amino acids.